CCACUCCCAUCCUCUCCCUUCCCCACUACCAUCCUCUCACCUUCCUCACUACCAUCCUCUCCCUUCCCCAAUCACAUCCUCCGUUCAGCUCCUUUCUCAACUACCAUCCUCUGCUUUCCCCACGGCCAUCCUCUCCUUUUCCAACUACCAUCCUCUCUCUACCCCAAUCCCAUCUUCCCCACUCCCAUCCUCUCCCUUUCCCAAGUCCCAUCCUCUCCCUUCCCCACUCCCAUCCUCUCCCUUCCUCACUACCAUCCUCUCGCCUUCCCCACUCCCAUCCUCUCCCUUCCACUCUCCCAUCAUCUCCCUUCCCCAUUCCGAUCCUCUCCCUUCCCCAAUCACAUACUCCAUUCAGCUCCUUUCUCAACUACCAUCCUCUCCUUUCCCCACUGCCAUCCUCUCCUUUCCCAACUACCAUCCUCUCUCUACCCCAAUCCCAUCUUCCCAAGUCCCAUCCUCUCCCUUCCCCACUCUUAUCCUCUCCCUUCCCCAAUCACUUCCUCUGUUCAGCUCCUUUCUCAACUACCAUCCUCUGCUUUCCCCACGGCCAUCCUCUCUUUUCCCAACUACCAUCCUCUCUCUACCCCAAUCCCAUCUUCCCAAGUCCCAUCCUCUCCCUUCCCCACUUCCAUCCUCUCCCUUCCCCACUCCCAUCCUCUCCGUUCCUCACUACCAUCCUCUCGCCUUCCCCACUCCCAUCCUCUCCCUUCCACUCUCCCAUCAUCUCCCUUCCCCAUUCCGAUCCUCUCCCUUCCCCAAUCACAUCCUCCAUUCAGCUCCUUUCUCAACUACCAUCCUCUCCUUUCCCCUAUGCCAUCCUCUCCUUUCCCAACUACCAUCCUCUCUCUAUCCCAAUCCCAUCUUCCCCAGUCCCAUCCUCUCCCUUCCCCACUCCCAUCCUCUCCCUUCCUCACUACCAUCCUCUCGCCUUCCCCACACCGAUCCUCUCCCUUCCUCUCUCCCAUCAUCUCCCUUCCCCACUCCCAUCCUCUCCCUUCCCCAAUCACAUCCUCUGUUCAGCUCCUUUCUCAACUACCAUCUUCUGCUUUCCCCACGGCCAUCCUCUCCUUUCCCAACUACCAUCCUCUCUCUACCCCAAUCCCAUCUUCCCCAGUCCCAUCCUCUCCCUUCCCCAAGUCCCAUCCUCUCCCUUCCCCACUCCCAUCUCCCAUCCCCACUCCCAUCCUCUCACCUUCCCCACUCCCAUCCUCUCCCUUCCCCACUCCCAUCCUCUCUCUUCCCCACUGCCAUUCUCUUACCUUCCCCACUCACAUCCUCUCCCUUCCCCACUACUAUCCUCUCGCUCUUCCCCACUCC
Messenger RNA from Haliotis rufescens (red abalone), 1317 nucleotides. Its product is annotated as vegetative cell wall protein gp1-like. The transcript has a single exon. The annotation marks the transcript as partial. The record is from RefSeq and is a predicted model, not a curated record. Lineage: Eukaryota; Metazoa; Mollusca; Gastropoda; Lepetellida; Haliotidae.